Molecule: messenger RNA, 1084 nt
Organism: Theileria equi strain WA
Lineage: Eukaryota; Apicomplexa; Aconoidasida; Piroplasmida; Theileriidae
Product: L-lactate dehydrogenase, putative
Exons: 3
Coding region: 119-1084 (321 amino acids)
Biological process (GO): carboxylic acid metabolic process
Molecular function (GO): oxidoreductase activity, acting on the CH-OH group of donors, NAD or NADP as acceptor
Source: RefSeq, a predicted model, not a curated record
AAAUGAUUCUUUGAAUAUACGUCGUGGCAUAAACAUAAAAUAGUACUAAUUUACAAAUAUUGUCUAAAAAUUGUUAUCACCCUGUAUAAUUCAAUACUUAUAACAUAAAGGAUAGAAAAUGGUUCCCGUUGUGAAAAGAAGACUAAUUAGCCUUAUUGGCGCCGGAAACAUUGGUGGAACCAUGGGAUUCUUGGCUCAGAUUGGUGAGCUUGCGGACGUUGUACUCUUUGAUGUAGUGCCAACCCUGGGAGCAGCAAAAGCACUCGAUACAAUGCACGCUGUAACAGUUGGAAACAAGGCAUUGAGCUGCAAAGGUACUUGCAAAUACGAGGACAUUGCUGGAAGUGAUGUCUGUAUCAUCACCGCUGGUCUGGCCAAGGCACCAGAAAAGUCAAAUAAGGAGUGGACAAGGGAUGACUUGGUAGGAUUCAACAGCAAAAUCAUCACAACCGUUGCUGAGAAUAUCAAAAAAUAUGCGCCAGAUGCCUUUGUGAUAUGCAUUACCAAUCCGAUGGAUGUAAUGACGAACAUCAUACGCGAGGUGACAGGAUUCCCAAAGAACAAGGUUGUAGGCAUGGGUGGUCUCCUGGAUUCGUCAAGAAUGUGCUACUAUAUUGCCCAAAAGCUUGGUGUUAAUCCAAAGUAUGUCCAUGGAUCUGUGAUUGGUGCACAUGGAGAUAGUAUGAUACCGCUAGUUUCACGUGCUACAAUUAAUGGAAUCCCAAUAAGCUACUUUGUUGAAAAGGGCGAUAUAACCGCUGAGGAUCUGAAGGAAAUUGAAGAACACACAAUUAGCUCUGGUGCUGAGCUCUUGAACCUCUAUGUCCAUGGAUCUGCAUAUUUUGCUCCUGCAACGGCUGCUAUUGAAAUGGCUUCUGCCUACCUUAAUGAUAAGAAAUCUGUUAUAGUCUGCUCAUGUUACCUCGAGGGAGAGUAUGGUUAUGAGGGCAUCUAUUGUGGUACUCCUGCCAUAAUUGGAGCCGGAGGUAUCGAGAAGAUUAUCGAACUAAACCUUGACAGCGCUGAGAAGGCAAGACUGGACGCAUCGAUUAAGGAGAUUAAGCGUCUCACCGCUCUUGUAUAG